AUGCAGAACUCGCCGACAUCGACGUCGUCGGGCGAAGACCCCGCCGAGAACACCGCCGACGAGGAAGAUUCCGAGGACUACUGCAAGGGCGGCUACCACCCUGUCCAGAUUGGGGAAAAGUUCAAGGACGGCAAAUAUACUGUCGUGCGCAAGCUUGGAUGGGGUCACUUCUCUACCGUCUGGCUCUCCAGAGACAACACAUCGGGCAAGCACGUCGCCUUGAAGGUCGUCCGCUCCGCCGCGCACUACACCGAGACCGCCAUUGACGAGAUCAAACUCCUCAACAAGAUUGUCCAGGCCAAGCCUGACCACCCCGGUCGCAAGCAUGUCGUCAGCCUGCUCGACUCCUUCGAACACAAGGGCCCUAAUGGCACACACGUCUGCAUGGUCUUUGAGGUCUUGGGUGAGAACUUGCUGGGUCUGAUUAAGAAAUGGAACCACCGAGGUAUCCCCAUGCCCUUGGUCAAGCAAAUCACUAAGCAGGUGCUGCUCGGCCUCGACUACCUCCACCGCGAAUGUGGCAUCAUCCACACCGACUUGAAGCCCGAAAACGUCCUCAUUGAGAUUGGUGACGUCGAACAGAUAGUCAAGAAGGUGGUCAAGAGCGAGCCCAGCGACAAGGAGAACAACAGGAACGGCCGGAGAAGGAGACGCACCCUCAUCACUGGCAGUCAGCCGUUGCCGUCUCCUUUGAAUGCCAGCUUCAACCACAACAACCUCUUCCCAACUAGCAACUCGAGCCUCAGCCAGGUACUGCACGAAGGUAUGCGAAUCCCCGCCCUUCCUACCACCGCCAACUGCACCACCAGCGUCGUGGACAUGCCACCACCUCAACUCAACUCUGCAAAUGUCGUCGCGGAAAAUCGUCAAACGACGCCUCCCCUAAGCGCGACGCUGAUCAGAAGACGCGCGAAAAGACAGCGUGAGCAUUACCCCACCCGACGAAAUAAGUGGAUGAGACCAUCUGAUGCUGACCGCUUUUUGUACAGCGAUCUACUCACGAAAGAAGUUUCGGGCAUCUCCCUCGAUAAGACGAGCAACUCACCUUCCUCCGGAGAGAAGCGCAAAGCGGAGGAUGCACAUGCAUUUGAUGUUAUUAGUGUCAAGAUUGCCGACUUGGGCAAUGCCUGCUGGGUCAACCACCACUUUACCAAUGAUAUCCAGACCCGGCAGUAUCGCUCACCCGAGGUCAUACUGGGUGCUAAAUGGGGCGCGAGUACCGACGUGUGGAGUAUGGCCGCAAUGGUAAUGACAAACACGCAGCAAGGCAACUUGAGAUACGCGCGCGAUGCUAACCAUGUGUUUGAACUGAUCACGGGCGACUAUCUCUUCGACCCACAAUCCGGAACCAAGUACGGCAAGGACGACGAUCACAUUGCGCAAAUCAUCGAGCUUCUCGGACCUUUCCCCAAAUCGCUUUGCCUGUCAGGCAAGUGGUCCCAGGAAAUCUUCAACCGCAAAGGCGAGCUGCGUAACAUCCACCGUCUGCGUCACUGGGCUCUGCCAGAUGUCCUCCGCGAAAAGUAUCACUUCAAGGAGGAGGAGGCGAAGCGCGUUGCUGAUUUCUUGACCCCCAUGCUGGAGCUUGUGCCCGACAAGCGUGCCAAUGCGGGAGGCAUGGCGGGACACUUGUGGCUCGACGACACACCCGGCAUGAAGGGUGUUCGGAUUAACGGGCUCGAAGUCGGUAGCCGGGGAGAGGGCAUCGACGGCUGGGCGACAGAGGUGCGGAAACGGUAG
Molecule: messenger RNA, 1740 nt
Organism: Colletotrichum spaethianum
Lineage: Eukaryota; Fungi; Ascomycota; Sordariomycetes; Glomerellales; Glomerellaceae
Product: serine/threonine-protein kinase srk1
Exons: 3
Coding region: 1-1740 (579 amino acids)
Biological process (GO): spliceosomal complex assembly; protein phosphorylation; regulation of mRNA processing
Molecular function (GO): protein kinase activity; ATP binding
Source: RefSeq, a predicted model, not a curated record